Anguilla rostrata (American eel) is the source of this 2869-nucleotide messenger RNA. RefSeq names its product salvador family WW domain containing protein 1 (gene sav1). The record is from RefSeq and is a predicted model, not a curated record. The transcript is spliced from 5 exons. Gene Ontology annotation, biological process: hippo signaling; negative regulation of cell population proliferation; positive regulation of apoptotic process. Gene Ontology annotation, molecular function: molecular adaptor activity; protein binding. Gene Ontology annotation, cellular component: cytosol. Lineage: Eukaryota; Metazoa; Chordata; Actinopteri; Anguilliformes; Anguillidae. Bases 468 to 1694 code for a protein of 408 amino acids.
ACCAUCGGCCCCGGGGCAGAACGCGUGCGUCACCUUUCCCAGAACCCUUCGCGAGUUGGAAUCUAUGGUUGGAAUGAGCGGAGGAGCAAGGAAGUGCGUGGAGUGGAGUGGGGACUGGGGAAAGGACAGAGAGCAACAGGCAGGCUCAAAACAAACUUGUUUUGGGUGUGGGUGUUGAAAGGCACAGGACGCGUCUGUAUGCUUUAAACAGUUUUCAAAACUAGACAAAAGUUAGACAAUCUCGUUGGGAAACCAUUCUAUAAUUACGCACAUAAAGUUAGCUGGCUAGCAGUUUCUGGUCUUUGCUGCCCACUGCCUGGGAGAUGAGUUUGCGUAGUGGCCGAGCCUCUCUGUGAAGUUAAAAAUGCUCAAUUUCCUAAAAUUCCCGUUUAAAUGUCGUGGUUGUCACACUUCUCCAAGGGCCGUCGAGUUUCUUCCAAAGCAUUGAUGUGUCCACUCUUUGAGUUAUGCUUUCCAGAAAGAAAAGUAAAAACGAAGCGUCGAAACCAGCCGAGGUACACGGAAAAUAUGUGAAGAAGGAGACUUCGCCACUCUUGAGAAAUCUGAUGCCCUCGUUCAUCCGGCACGGGCCCACCAUUCCCCGGCGCACGGAGAUCCCGCUGCCCGAGCCGGGGCCGGGGCCCCUGGCGUACCCCGUGGGCCCCGGCGAGCCCGCGGUGUCGCGGAACAAGAGCUUCCUGCGGAACCCGCCGGCGCGGCCGCCGCACGAGGUGGCGCGGCGGGAGAGCAACCGCCUGUCGGCGCCGCCGUACCUCCCGCGCGGCCUCGGCGAGCUCCCCCACGAGUACGGCGGCUCCUCCCAGUCCUUCCUGUCCGAGGUCAACCCGCUGGCCGAGAACGGGGACGCCGGCGGCGGCGGGGGCGGCGCCCGCUACUACUUCCCGCCGGACCCCUACUACGACCCGCCCCGGCGGCCCAGGCAGAGGCACGUGCCCGACCGUUUCCACGACGACUACCGGUACUACGAGCACGGCGAGCAGAACUUCCAAAGAGUGCCGCAUACCUCACAGGCCCCGAGCAGACACCCAGUGGGGAUAGGGCGGAUUCAGGCCAAGUCUCUGGGGAACCUGUCCAGCCCCAGCGGGGAGGACCUGCCCCUGCCGGCGGGGUGGACGGUGGACUGGACCAUCCGGGGGCGGAAGUACUACAUCGACCACAACACCAACACCACCCACUGGAGCCACCCUCUGGAGAGGGAGGGGCUCCCCCCCGGCUGGGAGAAAGUGGAGUCGGCCGAAUUCGGGGUCUACUACGUGGACCACAUCAACAAAAGGGCGCAGUACCGACACCCAUGUGCACCGAGCGUUCCUCGCUAUGACCAGCCCCCACCCCUCCCACCGCCAGUCACGUAUCAGCCCCGCCAGACCGACCGAAAUCAGCCCGUCCUGGUGCCAGCAAACCCCUACCACACCGCUGAGAUCCCAGACUGGCUGCAGGUGUACGCCCGCGCACCCCUCAAGUACGACCACAUCCUGAAGUGGGAGCUGUUCCAGCUGGUGGACCUGGACACGUACCAGGGCAUGCUGAAGCUGCUCUUCAUGAAGGAGCUGGAGCGCAUCGUCAAGUCGUACGAGGCCUACCGGCAGGCCCUGCUGUCCGAGGUGGACACGCGCAAGCAGCGCCAGCAGUGGUACGCCCAGCAGCACAGCAAGAACUUCGGUGGGAACAUGUGAGCACGCGUGUGUUAGCGCCGCACGUGUGUUAGCAUCGCGCGUGUGUGAGCCUCGCGCGGGCCCCCGUGCCCCGCGGGGGGGGGGCUGGUUGUCAGUGCAGCGCGGCGUGGCUGCACACGCUCCCAUCCCAGUUUUCUUAUUUUAUUUCUUUUUUUCUUUUCUUUUUUUUUAAACGGUCGCCUUCGUACCAAACGCAUCUGUGCCUCUGCUGGAUCCAAAUUAGCAGCCAAAUGAUAGGGCUGGAGGUCUGCUCGGCCUAAGAUGUGGGUUCACUAGAAGCGAUCUGGCAUGCCGGGAACUCCCGCCCCCCCCCCCCUUCAAACGUUUGGGGGGAGGAGAACGGUGGCAGCAGCUCUGCUCAGAGAGCUGUAAGUCACUCAGUAAGUGAACGGCUCUGAUGAAUCUGGCGCCUGGACACUUUUACAGGGGUGCAAAGGGUCUGUGAUUCCAGCUUACGGUCUGUAAGAGUGCCCAAAAACUGUGCCUUUUUAUUUUUUUUUUACAGGAACCGUUUUCUCUUUCACUCUCUUCUGCUCUUUCUCUCCCUCUCUCUCACUCUUUCCAUCAUUCUUUUUCUCUCCCUUCCUCCCUCUCUCUCCCCCCUUCUUUCUCUCCCCUCUCUCUCUCACUCUUUUUCUCUCCCUCCCUCCCUCUCUCAUACCCGUUUCUCUUCAGUGGCUGAGCUGUUCUGCUGUUCUGUACAGAUUCUGCAGUUUCACCCCCCAUGUGUUUUUAACGUAUCGACCGCUACAUGAAUAUUUUUAUAAUCAUUUAAUUAUUUUUUCACUUUUAAUUGGCGGCCGUAGCCCAACUAAGCGACACUAAGCUGUCCGUGAGAGAGGGUGAAAUAUGUGUUGUUGUGUGUGUGUGCGCGUGUGUUUACGAAUUUUUCAUUUUGUAUUGUUGACAAUUUUGGUCUCUGACAAUCUUCCCUAUUCUGAUUGUCCCGCAUAAGAAUUAAUUUUUGAUAUGGAAUAUGUCUUUAUUUAAAGACUGUAAAUUCAUAGGCAAAAAGCAUCACAUUUGAUGCAGUGUGUGGUCUGAGCAACUCUUAGCUCUCGGCAUUAUUGUAUGUAAUUGUUAUCUUUAUUAUUAUUAUGCUGUAUAUAAUAUGGUAUACAUAAGCUACUGGAAAUAUCAUUGCAAUACACUAAAAGCACAGAUGCCUGAAGAUG